AUGGGACCUUCUAUUCUACGUCCUGCAAUUGACUUUUUUGUAUGUUCAAGACAGUGCGCGCCACAUACAUCCUCGCUGACCGAAUGGACGGUAGCGCCGAAGAGUAAACUUGUCCGAUCGGUCGGUCAGUCAGAUAUGAAUACGAUUUCGAUAGUUACACGCGAUACCAAUGAAUUUUUAAAACAUCCGUUAGUACUCUGGGCGGAAAAUUUUCUUAAAACUGAAACAAAAUUAUCCUACGAACAAUUGAUUAACAGUUCAUGCUUUCAUGCGAUCAUUCGUUCGAUUGAUCCUCGACUGCAAAAUUCGCGUUUACCAAAUGAAGCAGCAGAUACGAGUAGUCGAUUAGUAAAUUUAGAUUUUAUUCUACGAAGUGUUCGAUCAUUCGUACAGGAUGUGCUUCGCUAUACCAUUGUGGCUAAACUGCCUAAUAUCUACACUAUUGCUCACGAACCAUAUGCAGAAUAUUCGUUCGAUGAGCUUGAACGAAUUCUUUUAUUAUUAUUUGCGUGUUCGGUAUCGGGUGGUGAUCAAAAAGAUGUCCAUAUCCAACAUUUAACAACGUUGGACGAAUCGGUUCAACAGUCACUUAUGCCGCAUAUCGAAGAAUUAACAAACGAAAUUAAUACGAUUGUUCAACCGCAAGACUAUUUCUUUACUGAUGAUUUCAAUACAGAUAAUGAUAAACGUCUCAAGUGUUUAUUUACAAAUCUGUUGAAUUUAAUCAACGAACGUGAUCACUAUUUCGAAGAGAUUCUUGAAUUAGAACAAGAUAAAGCGACAUUAAAACAAAAACUUGAGUUAUAUCAAUCCAGUUCGUCAAAUUUACUUAGCACAGGCGGGGCCAACAGCGGUGGCAGUGGAACCAACCUUCAUCCAACGUUAAGUCAAACAUCACUGAACACGUUUUUGAAUGAUUUAGAAACGAAAAAUCCCGGUAUUGAAAUCACCGAUUACAAAACGAAGAUGCGGCAAAUGAAAUCGGAAUUAGAUGACAAGAUGGAUACGAUUGAAACGUUGAGGGAAGAAUUGGAUUCAUUACAAGCUGAAUUCAAUCGUAUUAGAAAUGAAAAUUUGGAGUUGCAUCAAAAUGCUCGUUUGGCACGAAUGUAUCGAGAUGAAAUCGAUUCGUUGAAUUAUAAACUGCGUGACAAGGAAAAACAUGAACAAGAAUUGGAAAAAUCGAAUAAACGUUUUCACGAAAUGGAUGCAUUGAAGAAUCGAAUAGAUGAACUACAAAACGAAAAUCAAAUUCUUUCACAAGCUCAGCUUCAUCAAGAACAACAAAUCAAAGAAUAUCGAUUGCGUAUAAAUAAAAUGCUACAAAAUGAAUCGGAAGUGAUGAGAUUCAAGCAUGACAUCGAAACCAUCACCAAUGAACGUGAUCAAAUUCAAGAGAAACUCUCUCAUCUACUCGAAGAUAAAGUUCGUCUUGAACUAGAUUUAAACUCGAGUACACAUACCGUCGAUUCAUUGAACGAUGAACUUCGGCAAGUGAAGUCGCGUUAUGGAUGUGAAGAAUCUCGUACAUCGUUAAUCUCAUCUCAAAUUCAGCAAACGAUUAAAAACCGUCUUUUAAAAUACGACAUGGAAAACAAGCAACUAAAUGACGAGUUAAUCGCUCUGAAAGAACGAUAUGAAAUCGACAUGCAUCGAAAACGUAUCGAUGAAGAAAAACAAAUGAUUCAUAUUCAACUAUUGAAUGAGCAAAUCAAUGAAUAUUUGAACAAUCUUCAAUGUUUAGAAAUGAAAAACGAUCAAUUGGCCAAAGAAAAGUUAACACUACAAAAUCAAAUUCAAGAUCACAAAAUCCAGCAUGAAAAAACACGAUCAGAGUACGAUGCGCAAAACAAGCACUUGCAAUUCAAAUUGAAUGCAAUACAACAACGAGAACAAAUGGAAACGACCGCUAAAUUCGAAGAUAUCCAACAGGAAAAUAAACGCUUACAAGAUCGAAUCGGUGACAUGAUGCAGCAAAUCAGUCAACUGCAGAUUGAACAUGAUCAUUUAACUAUAGUUAAAGAGCGUGAAUGUGCAUUGAAUGAACGUAUUAUAAAUCUUCAAUUGAAAUACGACCAGUUAGCACGUGAGCAUCUGACAAUGGAAAAGCGCUGUGAGAUGUACGAGAAGAAUUUGAAGCAUUACGAAACUCUCGAACAUGAUUAUUUGGAAUUGAAGCAUACGAAUGAAUGUUAUCUUCGACAAAUCGAGCAUGUGAAGACGGUGGAGAAAGAAUUGAUUGAUAAACAACUGCAAAAUGAACAAAUGGAAAGGGAAACUAUCGAUUUGAGGAAACAAAUGAAACUUUUGAAUGAAUAUCGUUUGAAUGAAGAAGAAAACACUCGGAAAUUACAAAACGAAUAUAUGCUGUUGAAACAACGUUACAAUGAAGAAGAAUAUGCUGAGUUAACCAAGAAGUUAACUGAUGCGUGUGAUUUAACGCGACAAAUACAGAUCAAAUUGAAGAAGAAGCAAGAUGAAACGGAAAACUUAAAGAAAACAAUAGCACAAAAUGAGAUCUCAAUCGAAAAAUUGAAGAACGAUGUCAAACAAGAAGUUCAACUACGCGAAGAAUUACAAGCAAAAUUGUUCAGCGAAAUUUCACAAGAGAUCAUUGAUAAUGACGAGAAAAGAAAAAACGAACAAGUCGCCGAAAUGCAACAACGUUUAGACCUCGCAUUAAAAUCCGAUAAAAUUCAUGUAUCAAUUCAACGUUCGUUGAAAGAAACCAUCGAAACUCUCAAUCACCAUAUCCAAGAUCUACAAGCUGAUAAAUCCCGUUUGCAAUCCGAUCUUCAACAAGCAACCAUACGCAUCGAAACUUUACAGAGCGAAAAUCUCAAACAACAUCAAUAUAACGAACAAAUCGAAAACGAUCGCACGAUGGCAUUGAACUCCUGUCAACAUUUCCAACAAACAAACGAACAAUUAAUCAAUGAUCAUGAUCAAUUACAAAAACUGUACACUAAACUGGAACAUGAAUUCGAUACAACGAUCAAUCAGCUAACUGAUCAGCGGACAGCGAAUCGGAUGCUAACAAAGGAAUGUAAAUAUUUACAAAUUGAAUUGGAUACCAUUGUGAAAGAGAAGCAAAAUUUAUUGAAUCGGGUCAGUUACCUGCUGAAACAAAUCCAUCAGUAUGAAACGAAAUUAGCGGAACAAAAACCAUUUGAUGAACAGUAUUUAUUCUUGGAAAAACAAUAUCAAUUACGAACAGAUGAUUUGCAAGAUGCAAUCAAUCAUAAUCAGAAUCUGAAACAGCAAGUAGACGAAAUGAAAUUGGAAUUGAGUAAAUCAAGAAGUGAAUUAGCGAAUAUACAACUGAAAUACACGAAUAUCAAUGCUGAAUACGCAAAUUUAAUAACAAAAUAUGAAUUUCUGGAACAACAAACCGAACGAACGGAAGAAGAGAAAAGUCAAUUGAUUGAACAACUCCAUAGUCUUGUACAACAAAAUCAAAAUGUUUUGGCACAAGCAUUGAGUAACAAGGAUCUUUUUCACGAAGAAGCACGAGGAUACCUAGAACAACUUCAUCAACUGAUGCGACAAAAAGAAUUAUUAGAAAUGAAAAUAAUGGAACAAUACAAAAACAUGCCAAUACAUAAACCGCGAAGAAGUUCGCGUGGUCUUAUUCAAUCAGUUUCGCGUAAAACUCGAAAUAUCCUUGAUCGUUUGGCCAAUCGUCGUACACGAACAUCGUCCGCUGAUGGUCAGCUCUAUCACGGUGAUGCGAACGAACGUGCAAUAAGUCCGUGUUCGUCUCUGACGGAUAAUACGAACACACCGAUGUCGCACGCUCGAUCGACAACACCGGAUGUGAUAUCAUCAAGUUUAACAUCUGCCCGGUAUAACCAUCCGUCGGGUUCGGAAACCUAUAAAACUCAAAAAGAUUCUGAUCGUUUGCAUCAAUCGACUGACAGUUUAGCAGAUACGUCAUCGAAAGAAGACGAAGAAGAAGCUCAAGAAUCUUCAACGAUUGAAGAUACGAAAACAUCAACUCCAAUGCGCGUUUCAAUCCAAUCCAAAGCACCAGAAUUUAUUCUUAACAACCAUCGUCAAUCACCAUUUCGUCCAAUUCGCGACUCUCCAGGUUUACAACUUUCCUUCAACGAUGGGGCGUCGUCUAGUUCGAAUCAACGGCGAUGUUCCUCUACUCAAUCGUUUCUAAUUCAUCCAAGUCAGCAUGUUAACAAUGAUAUACACAGUUCGAUCCGUCGUCAUCGAAUACGUUCAUCGGCUGUCUCCUCUCCUCUCGUCUUGAAACAAGCACAUCCAUCCGAUCAACAAUCGAUCCCCUACAACGAUCAAGUGUUUAUUACCGAAUUUGGUGCCAUUUAA
Messenger RNA from Adineta ricciae, 4338 nucleotides. The record is from the annotation of a GenBank genome assembly. NCBI's taxonomy places the organism in Eukaryota, Metazoa, Rotifera, Eurotatoria, Adinetida, Adinetidae.